Molecule: messenger RNA, 2287 nt
Organism: Trichobilharzia szidati
Lineage: Eukaryota; Metazoa; Platyhelminthes; Trematoda; Strigeidida; Schistosomatidae
Source: the annotation of a GenBank genome assembly
CUUGCGUGAACUUUUUAAACUUUCUGCACUUGUUUUCGUGCUGUCACACACGAUGGGUUUGUUCAAUAAGAAGAAAAAAGAUGCUGGUCAAAACCAGUCAGUAACACUUAAAAAGGAAGUUUCUGUAUUACAAGGUGUCAGCAUUGUUGUUGGAGUGAUAAUUGGUUCUGGAAUUUUCGUAUCACCAGUUGGAGUUUUAACAUAUACUAAGUCUGUCGGAUUGUCUUUCAUUUUGUGGUCCGUGACAGGGCUAUUCAGCACUCUUGGCGCAAUUGUGUACGCCGAGUUAGGAGUCACGAUUCCUCGAUCCGGUGGAGAAUAUAUUUACAUCCUCCAGACAUUUGGACCCUUACCCGCCUUUCUUGCUUUUUGGAUCACAUUUGUAGUGAUCGGAUCUGCCAGUUGUGCUGCAAAUGGACUUAUCUUUGCAGAAUAUAUUCUCCGGCCAGCAUUCCUUAAUUGCAAUACUCCCACUUAUGCUGUUCGACUUGUUGCAGUUCUUGGGAUUCUAACACUUUGUUUCAUACACUGCUUUAGUGUUAAAUGGGCAACGAAAAUUGCAGUCGUCUUCACUACUUGCAAAGUAGCAGCUCUAUUGCUUAUUAUUGGGUUUGGCGGCUACUACCUAGCUAUAGGUAACACGGAGAGUUUUAAGAAUUCGUUCGAAGAUAGUGAAACGUCACCAGGAGCACUUGCACUGGCAUUUUAUCAAGGAUUCUGGGCUUUUUCUGGUUGGAAUUAUCUCAAUUUCCUAACUGGGGAAGUAAAAAAUCCUGCAAGGACUCUUCCAAUUGUGAUUGUCCUUUCGCUUACAACAGUUACACUCAUAUACAUUUUAACGAAUGUAGCCUACCUUGCAGUAUUAUCACCUACAGAAGUUCUCGCUUCAGGUGAUGGAUCUGCUGCUAUAGCUGUGAGUUUUGCAACAAGAUGUAUGGGCUAUUUUGGCUUGGUAAUGCCAGUCCUUGUGGGCGCCUCUGUAUUCGGAAGUAUAAACGGUGAGGUAUUUUCCAUUUCUCGAUUGGCAUUUACUGCUGGAGAGGAAGGACAUAUGCCUGCUUUACUUUCAAUGGUUAACAUUGAACGUCUAACUCCAAUUCCCUCAGUGUUAUCUGUGGUGAUUUUAGCUAUUACUUACCAAAUGUUCGACGAUGUAUUCUAUUUAAUCGAGCUAACAGGGUUUGCUUUCGCCGUCAUUUCCGCAAUGGCUGUUGGUAGCUUACUACACAUUCGUCGAACAAAUCCUGGAAUGAAUACAUCUGGAUUUCGGUUACCAAUAUGGGUCCCUGUGUUGUAUCUGGUUGUCGACAUUGCUAUUGGAAUACUAACAGUAUAUCAGUCUCCGAAAUCCUCUGCUGUUAGUUUAGGUGUGAUGGCAUUAGGCAUACCGGUGUAUCUUUUUGGAGUAUCGUGGAAGAACAAGCCGAAAUCCAUGGAAUCGCUAAUAUAUCGAGUCACAGUUACUCUGCAGAAAGUUUUAAAAGUUGUUGUACAAGAAACUGCUUCUGACACUGUAAAAGAAAAUGAUAAUCACAUGAAAUCUGCUGCACCAUCAUCUCCUCAACUUUCUUGGGGUGAUACAAAAUAAUCCUGAUGAUGUGAUGAUGAUGACAAGGGAUCGGGAGAAAAGAAUUUCUAUAAUGUGUGCCGUUUAUUUAUUAACAACCCGAACUGCUGAUACACACUACUGUCACUGUGUUUGUUUUUUUAUACUUUUGAUAUUCUAUUCGUAUGUAAACUGAUUCAACAACCCUGUGUAACCUUCCAUCUUAUCAUCACCAAAGCUUGCACCAUUCUCAUCGCCAGCCUUUUUUACGCUUCCUCUUCUUGUUCCGCCUCCGUCUCUACUCCGCCUCCAGCUUAAACGCCGCCUUUGUGACAUUAUGGCUUAUCUUUUCGCACUUUUUUAUUUUGUGAAUUAUACAUGUGUAAUAAUUGCAUAACGAUGACUACAACAGAGACCUUAUUCCCCGUUUUCGCUUAAAUCCAGUAUGAUUAUUAUUAUUAGUAUUAUUAUUGUAUUACUUUAUUGCCCAAUUAUGCUCCACAUUAGUCUUACAUAGCACCCACCCUCCCUCCUGCACGCCUCCCCUAUCUUUUUAAUGGGACCAUAGAUACACCACAUACAUGUGGGCGCAUGCAUAUAAUAAUUUUGUUUAUUGAAUUUUGAGAACAGACAUCGAUGUAUUCAUAUUUAAAACUGUCAACUUUAUUUCAACGAAGGUAUAAAAUAUAUGUAGACGACUUUGUACUAUUGUCAAAAAUAUUUGAAUAUCCUUUAUGCUUG